CGGCUGCAGUGUAGCAGCUAAACCUCCGUGUUCGUUCACACAGCGAGCACAACUGCUGCGUUAUAGUGUUUCGGGAUUAUGUCGGGAAGUGACAAUGACUCGGUCGACUUGACCAGAACAAGCUCACCAGUUUAUCACAGAAAAAAACACAGCAUGGAUUCAUCCAGGUCUCCCAGAAGCUCCAAACACCAUCAUUCACGGUCAAGGUCACGCUCCAGGGACCGAAAACGUGACAGAAAAUACAGACGCAGUCGCAGCAGGAGUAAAGAGGCACGAAGGAGGGACUCUGAGAAGCCACCAAAAUCAAACAGAAAAACAGACGAGCAGCUAGAGCAUGACAGACUCUCAGCAGAGAACGGAGAGGAGCGGUCCAGACGCAAGGACAGGAGGCCCUCCAAGGGCCGGAGCUUUUCCAGGUCACACUCACGCGAGAGGCAGCAUCACAGCAAAAGUAAGGACAAACGGAGAUCGCGAUCACGCAGCCGGGACAGGAAGAAGAAGGCUCGGUCGCGGUCAGGUUCAAGGUCCAAACACCGCCAUCAUAGCAGAAGUCGCAGUAAGAGCAGGGAGCGAAAGAAAAGGAGUGAGAAAGUACGCAGAAAGAGUCGUAGCAGGUCUGUCAAUCCACCUGCCUUUCGGGGCCGAAACACAGCUAUGGAUGCACAAGAGGCCCUGGCCAGAAGGCUGGAGAGAGCCAAGAAACUACAGGAGCAGAAAGAGAAGGAAAUGUUGGACAAACAGCAGCAGCAACAGCAGGAGAUAGCUGCAGUGGCUGCCCCUAUCGCAGCAGUAGCUGCUGCCGCUGCAGCUGCCACCUCAAACCCUGCCCUCAAUGUGGCAGCCCUCCUGGCCUCUGGGACGCAGGUCACACCUCAGAUAGCCAUGGCAGCACAGAUGGCAGCCCUUCAAGCAAAAACACUGGCAGAGACUGGUAUUGCUGUGCCCAGCUACUAUAACCCAUCCGCUGUAAAUCCUAUGAAGUUCGCAGAGCAGGAGAAAAAGAGGAAAAUGCUAUGGCAGGGAAAAAAGGAGGGGGACAAGUCCCAGACAGCUGAGCUGUGGGAGAAGCUAAACUUUGGAAACAAGAACCAAAAUGUUAAAUUCCGCAAACUAAUGGGUAUUAAAGGAGAGGAUGAAGCUGAAGCUGCCAAACCACUUAAUGAAGAGGGCUUGAAGACUCUUCAAAAGCAGGAGGAGAUGUUCAGGAACCUUGAUGUUCAGUAUGAGAUGGCUCGCUCUCAGACACACACUCAGAGGGGGAUGGGACUCGGCUUCACCUCCUCAUUCUCGCGUGGAAUGGAUUCCAUGUAGUGCCGCACAUCGGCCGUCUUUGCCACUCAUCUGAUCAUAUAGGACCACCGAUUCAUCGCUAGCCCUCAAGCUUGCAUGGAUGUUGCUCUGAAUCUGUAAUUUAUUUAUAGACAAACAUCUCACGUAUUGAAACAUUAUAAUGUAAAUAGCCAGAUGCUGAGUUUGGCUCAGCGUCUAUUAAUCUGUACUGUAAUCUUUGCAAAAGGAUGCAUCGGUUUGACUGGUUGAGACUGGUUAAAAAUAGAUAUUUGUUUCAAUAAUGUGGUAGCUUCUUUUUUUUAACUCAAAUAUAUAUUGAUAUGUGAUUGUUUGAACAUAAAGUGAAUAUAAUGUGGUUCAAGUGAACACUGUUUACAUCCAUUUAGCGAAAGGCAUCUGAAGUCAGUGUAGCAUUAUCAGAAUCCCACAGAUGAUUGGGAACAACAAAACAGUGGGUUGUAAUACAUGUUGUCUUCAGGAUUGCAAUGGACAAAGAUCUGCUUGACAGGAGAAAUCACAUAUUUCAAUUGUUCUUGAAAUAAAUUAGUUUUGUGUUGAA
Plectropomus leopardus (leopard coralgrouper) is the source of this 1849-nucleotide messenger RNA. RefSeq names its product arginine/serine-rich coiled-coil 2 (gene rsrc2). The record is from RefSeq and is a predicted model, not a curated record. Lineage: Eukaryota; Metazoa; Chordata; Actinopteri; Perciformes; Serranidae.